GUUAUCGACUCAUCGAGUCUUGAUAGCAGAAAGUUCUCUAGUCUUGAAUGAUCUCGCCUUAACAGACACAGUAUGUUUCCUAACCACUUCCUGAACACACAUAUGGCAAUUAACUGAGCAAUUUGACAACGCAACAAGCCAAAUAAUCACGAAGAGUGCCAUUAAAACACUUGCAUCGGUCGGACUGACAGCAGUCCAGCAGCAGGACAUGGCCGGUGAAGCUGUGGUCACUGUUCGUCUCGUGAGGUCCUUCGAGCACAGAAACUUCAAACCAGUGGUGUUUCACGGAGUCAGCUUAGACCACACGGUGCAGGACUUCAUGCAGCUCGUGAGAGACGACAUCGCAACAAGGCCAGGGCUUCCUCCUCCUUUCAAGAAAUACGCUUAUGACACAAUGAAGAUUAUCCACCAAGCACAUGGAGCAAAGACUAAUGAGUUGGUGAUGAGUUUAGAGGAUGAUGAGAAGCUCGUCCUGCCAGCUGGCCUCACCCUCAGAGCUGCUGGCGUUGCACAUGAAACAGAAAUGGCCUUCUUCAGGAAAGAAGACUACGGUCUCUACAAAGCAAAUCCCCAAACUGCUUGGUGACCACAGUAUUUUACUUACUUUACUUUAAUAACUAUAGCAGACGGGGGUCUUAUGGGACAGAGGUAAAAAGCCAAGCAUGCCAAAAACAAUAGGAAAACAACAUGUUUUAAUUUGUGGGGUUGUUUUUAAAACUGAAGCUUAUUAUCGUUUGCCUUUUUGUUUCUCUUUUCUACUUUUUCUUCUAGUUGUGACCUACAUAUUAAGUUUCAAUGUUCUUUUAAAAUGUGCUGAAUAAAGUUCUGUGACAGAUGA
Molecule: messenger RNA, 838 nt
Organism: Cottoperca gobio
Lineage: Eukaryota; Metazoa; Chordata; Actinopteri; Perciformes; Bovichtidae
Gene: c21h2orf76
Product: chromosome 21 C2orf76 homolog
Exons: 5
Coding region: 209-586 (125 amino acids)
Source: RefSeq, a predicted model, not a curated record